Molecule: messenger RNA, 1383 nt
Organism: Thermothielavioides terrestris NRRL 8126
Lineage: Eukaryota; Fungi; Ascomycota; Sordariomycetes; Sordariales; Chaetomiaceae
Exons: 2
Coding region: 1-1383 (460 amino acids)
Biological process (GO): DNA-templated transcription
Cellular component (GO): nucleus
Molecular function (GO): zinc ion binding; DNA binding
Source: RefSeq, a predicted model, not a curated record
AUGCCAUCGCCAUCGGAGAACGGCGCAAUCAAGCGGCAGGGCCCGAGGGUCAAGUACGUGAGCGCGGCGCACUGGGCAGCCAUCCUGGACGGCAUUGCCGAGCUGAAGGACCACCUCGAGCACCAAGACGAGUACCAGGCGCCGGCCCCGGAGCAGUGCGACGGCGACGCGCGGCCCUCCGGCCCGCUGUUGCUCUAUGGCGGUUGGUCGAGGAACCUCACCCGGAGCUUCAUCCUGGAAUCGCUCCCGGAGCGGCCUGUUGCGGAUAGGCUUGUGUCCAGAUACUUCAACACCGUUGUUGUCCAAUGCCUGGUCCUCGGCGAGUACACCAGUGGUGGCCCUUACGUUGUGGAAACUUUGCUCCUCUACCUGAUGACCGAGUUCUUCCCAUCUCGGGACAUGCAAGUCGGCACCCGGCUCCUGGUCGGCACCAUCGUUCAGAUUGCCAUGCACAUGGGCUACCACCGGGACAGCAGCCGCUUCCCCACCAUCUCCCCGUUCGAGGGCGAGAUGAGGAGGCGGGUCUGGGCUCUGAUCUACCAGAUCGACUUCGGCACAUCGACGCAGAUGGGCCUGCCCAGACUUCUCAUCCGCGAGAGCCAGAUUGACGCUGCCGAGCCGCGAAACCUGGCCGACACGGACUUCGACGAGCACAGCGCCGAGCUGCCGCCCUCGCGGCCCGACACCGAUGUCACGCCUGCUCUGUACAGCGCCGCCAAGCUUCGCAUCUUCUCCGUGGGCGUCAAAGUGGCGGACCUGGCGUCCGAGAUCCGCUGUCCCGCCUACGCCGACGUGCUUGACCUCGACCGGCAGCUCGACGUAGCCAGCGACUCGUUGCCCUCGACCAUGAAAUGGACCGGCUUGGCGUCCUGUCUCACUGAAUCCUCGCAGGUCAUUCUCCAGAGAAUCUUCCUUCGGGUUUGCGUCUAUCGGAUGAAGAUCACGCUGCACAAGAGGUUCUUGUCUCUCGAGCGCUCCCGGGUUGCCUGCCUCACCGCAGCCAUGGAGAUCCUCAAGCUGCAGCACCUCCUCGACGAAGAAAGCCAGCCGGACGGACGCCUGUACCAGAGCCGCUGGAGGGUCACGUCAGCCUUCACCCACGACUUCCUCGUGGCGACGAGCAUCUUGUGCCUUUAUCUCAGAACGCUCAGUUCCGGCGAGGACAAGGGAGACGACGCAACUGAACAGUCCAUGGAGGAGAUGAAGACGCUGCUCAGAUUGUCGCAGGCGAUUUGGCUUCGAGAAAGUGCCACGUCGAAAGAGGCGCAGAAGGCUGCGGAAGCUUUGCGUUACGUGCUCGGCGACAGUCAGUGUGGCACGAACGGGACCGCUCUGAGUUCCCCCGCUCCAGGUUUGCUUUUCACCGUCCCCGAGACCUGGUAG